This is a messenger RNA of Neohortaea acidophila, 3404 nucleotides long. RefSeq names its product SNF2 family N-terminal domain-containing protein. The record is from RefSeq and is a predicted model, not a curated record. The transcript has 3 exons. Lineage: Eukaryota; Fungi; Ascomycota; Dothideomycetes; Mycosphaerellales; Teratosphaeriaceae. Gene Ontology annotation, molecular function: ATP binding; ATP-dependent chromatin remodeler activity; metal ion binding. The coding region runs from base 73 to 3168 and encodes 1031 amino acids.
CAGACCAUCCGUCACCAGUCGCCGUACGCCUUCCUUGUUUGCUCUUCCCUUCCUUUCCUUCUGCAGUCCAUCAUGUUGGGAGCAAUUACUGACAGCAUUGCAGCUACUACGAGGAAGGGCAAAUCGUCCCGUGAAACCCCUUCGAGCGUGGAUACCGCCACCUUAUCCAAGCCAAGGGGUCGAGGGAGGCCAAAACUCGCUCGCCCCUCCAUUCCCAGCACAUCGGACGUAGACGGCUCUUCCGACGACGAGAUCAUGGUUGAUGCUACCGGCCGAUCAACACGAACACUCAAAGAAGUUGCCAUCCCAGUAAUGGCUUGUGCUCCAACCACGAAGAAGAACUCCUCCGCUACCUCUCCGACCGAUUCCACCCCUUCCUCCCUUCCCACGACGAGGUCUAACACGCCCGAUCAAGACACUCCCAAUACAACGCCUGGAACAUCCGUCAGAGGCACGGCGAACGGCAAGCGCAAACGCAGCCUGCUUGGGAAGAACGUCAUCACGAUCGAUGAUAGCGAAGAUGAACAAGAUGCGGAUAUGCAGUUGGCGAAGAAGCUGCAAGAGGAAGAGUACGCCCGCGAUGUGACGCCCAACAAGCGUGCCAAACUUGCCCUGCGACCGGCCUAUGAUUCUGGAGACGACAGUGAGAGCGCGCUUAGUGAGCCCGAGUCUCUGGAUACCUCAGAUUCAGGACCGCUUCGCACGCGUCGCCUACGUCUUCAGGCUGCUCAGGCGACAAUCCCUGGCCAAGACCACCUGUCUAAGUUCAUGCUGGAUGAGACCUCGGAUUCUUCGGAUUCAGCACCGCUUCGCAAGCGCCACCAACGUUUUCAGGCUGCGCAAGCGGGAUCAUCUGGCAAAGGCAAGCAGCCCGCGCUUCCCUCCACCUCGAAAGGGCGCGGCAAGAUGGCGGUUGUUCCCAAGACUGCGGUCAAAUUCGAAGCCAGCGACUCAUCAGAUCUUUCCGAACUCGAUGACAAUGAUGUAGACAUGGACAGCGAUGAUGGAUGGGCAGAAACCCCGGACACGGUGUCAGCCAGUGCUAGUGACGCUGAGUCUGACCUGAGCUUGGUCUCCGCCAAUACGUCCACAGCUGCUCAAGCUCCUUCAUCAUCUCGGGGACGUGGACCACGCCACGGCAACAUCAGCCGCAAUGGAGCGCGCCGCAUGGCCAGACGCAUUUCCCGUAAAAUUGCUAAUAGUCUUUUGACCAGGAAGGAGCGCGAGCGGAAGAAGCUGGAGAAGGCUCAUCCUUCCAUCAAGACGAUGUGGAAGGAACUGGCGCAGUCACCCAUCAUUCAGCCAGUCGCUGCGCAGCAGCCAGCCACCAUCUCGCGUCGACUCAAACCCUUCCAGCUUGAAGGUCUCGACUGGAUGCAGAGGCAAGAGAAGACCAAGUACCGAGGAGGUCUGCUCGGAGACGAGAUGGGCAUGGGCAAGACGAUCCAGGCUGUCUCGCUCAUCAUGUCCGACUAUCCCCAAAAAGAGCCGACCCUGGUGGUUGUCCCGCCUGUCGCUCUCAUGCAGUGGUCGACUGAGAUCCAGGACUACACCGAUGGGCGACUGAAAGUGCUCGUUUACCACGGCCAGAACAGCAAGGUCAAAAGCAUGAGCAUCAAGGAGCUGAAGCAGUACGACGUCAUCAUGAUCUCGUACAACAGUCUGGAGUCACUCUACCGAAAGGAGACCAAAGGCUGGAGCCGAGGAGAGGAUUUGAUCAAGGAAGAUUCACCCAUCCAUGCUAUCCACUUCCAUCGCCUCAUUCUGGACGAAGCGCACAGCAUCAAGCAGCGUACGACUGGCGUCGCCAAGGCUUGCUUUGCACUGAAGGGUACCUAUAAAUGGUGUCUGUCUGGCACGCCCGUACAAAACCGCAUCGGCGAAUUCUUCUCCCUGCUUCGCUUCCUCGAAGUGCGCCCUUUUGCCGACUACUUCUGCAAGCGCUGCCCCUGCUCCAUCCUGCACUGGAAACUGGACGAGGAUCAUACAUGCACCAGCUGCAAACAUACGGGCAUCGAGCACGUCUCUGUGUUCAACCAAGAGUUGCUGAACCCCCUUACCACGUCCGAGGAUCCAGAUGUUCGUACGGAAGCCAUGGACAAGCUGCACUCCAUCACCGCACGUAUCAUGCUCCGCCGCAUGAAGGGCGACUAUACGAGCUCGAUGGAGCUUCCACCAAAGGAGGUCAUCGUGCACAACGAGUUCUUUGGGGAGAUUGAGCGCGACUUCUCGUCCAGCAUCAUGUCCAACACCGCCCGCCAAUUCGACACUUAUGUGGCGCGUGGUGUCAUGCUCAACAACUACGCCAACAUCUUCGGCCUGAUCAUGCAAAUGCGCCAGGUCGCCAAUCACCCCGACCUUCUUCUCAAGAAGCAUGCAGCAGAGGGGCAGAACGUCUUGGUGUGUAACAUCUGCGACGAGGUGGCUGAGGAGGCCAUCCGAUCACAGUGCAAACACGACUUCUGCCGCUCUUGCGUGAAGAACUACGUCCAGUCGGUGGAGGAGACGGGAGGCACGCCCGACUGUCCGCGCUGCCACAUUCCUCUUGCGAUUGAUUUCGACCAGCCCGAGAUCGAGCAGGAUGAGGAGAAUGUGAAGAAGUCGUCGAUCGUCAACCGCAUCAAGAUGGAGAAUUGGACGUCGUCCACCAAGAUCGAGAUGCUGGUCUAUGAUCUGUACAAGUUGAGGUCGAAAAAGCAGACUCUCAAGUCGAUCAUCUUCUCUCAAUUCACCUCGAUGCUGCAAUUGAUCGAGUGGAGGCUGAGGAGGGCGGGGUUCAAUACUGUGAUGCUUGAUGGAUCGAUGUCGCCCAUUCAGCGCCAGAAGAGUAUCGAGUACUUCAUGACAAAUACCGACGUCGAAGUCUUCCUCGUGUCGCUAAAGGCAGGUGGUGUUGCGCUCAACCUGACUGAGGCAUCUCGCGUCUUCAUCGUGGAUCCGUGGUGGAAUCCAGCGGCCGAAUGGCAAUCCGCCGAUCGAUGCCACCGCAUUGGCCAGAAGCGUCCUUGUGUCAUCACACGGUUGUGUAUCGAAGAUUCGGUCGAGUCGCGUAUGGUCAUGCUUCAGGAGAAGAAGGCGAACAUGAUCAACGGCACCAUCAACAAUGACAAGUCGUCCAUGGAGAAGCUUACGCCGGAAGACAUGCAGUUCCUCUUCCGUGGAACGUAGAGGGACUCUCUCUCUCUGGGGCAAACACGCGGAUCAGUGGCGAUGCUUCUGUCGUUUAAGUUGCUACUGCGGUCGCCAUUGAGCAUAUGAGGUUAACGAAUUACAUGGGAUCAUGGGGGAGAGAUGCUCGAGCUGGACCUCAGAGCCACCGUACAUAGAGCAUAGCGGUCUGCGCGUGAUGAAUGCGAGCAUACAUAUGACCGCGUUAUUGGUCGGAGUAUCAACGUGCAAUCCGA